AUGGUGGGUCCGCGGAGUGCCAAGGCUUGCCCGCCCUGCCCCACGCGGGCAACGCCCGGGUUGCGGGGGUUCCCGGUCCUGCUGGGCCAAAAGACGUGGGCGCCCAUUGAGCGGCCCAUCCCUGUCAAGAUUCCCGGAAAAGUGGAGAAGGUCGUCAUUCGAGCCGUGAAGAAGAUUCUGGACCCCAGCCCGGCGGUGGCGACGCUGCCGACACCAUCCACGUUGGGUUUCGUCGGCUCACGGAACACCCUUUUGCAGCACAGUCCCUCGCGAUUGGAAGCCAAACGCCGACGCAUUGAACGCGGCUACUGGGGGGUCGAUUGA
Molecule: messenger RNA, 324 nt
Organism: Symbiodinium sp. CCMP2592
Lineage: Eukaryota; Dinophyceae; Suessiales; Symbiodiniaceae
Source: the annotation of a GenBank genome assembly